CAGCAGACCUGCGGAUAGGAGAGGUCCAGUGGGGAGACAGUGGAGUUUACUUCUGUAAGGUGAUCAUAUCUGAUGAUCUGGAUGGACACAAUGAAGCUUCGGUGGAGCUGCUGGUCCUCGGUUUCUCAGCUGUGCCUGAAGAUCUGCUUCCUGGCUUUGAUUUGAAGAUUAUGCCAGAGUGGGCCUUUGUGGCAGCUGUGGUUCUUGGGAGUGUUUUGUUCCUGCUGUUGGUGGGGGUCUGCUGGUGUCAGUGUUGUCCCCACUCCUGCUGCUGCUACGUCAGCUGCUGGUGCUGCCCCGACAYGUGCUGCUGCCCCCGACACCUGUACGAGGCAGGUAAGGGUAUAAAGACCGGCAGCUCCACUCCUCAGUCUCCAACCUACCCCCCGUACUUUGUUUCUGGACUUCCUGCCAUGGUCCCCAUAGCUCCACCGUCUCUGGUGGACAAGGUCUCUACUGUCCCACCCUCAGACGGCAGCCUGAUCGCAGCAGUAUCUCCAGUUCCCAUGCCUGCUGUGUACUGCGUACCUCCACCACAGGACCACAACUCUCUCAGGGUUCUGCAGUACAUAGAGAAACAGCUGGCUGACUUCAACCCAUCUAGACCCAUCAGCCAAAAGUCCUGUAGCCCCUCAGAGCUCAGCUCCCUCCACCAAGGAGAAAACGGGUUCCGUCAGUCUUACCGGACCGUCCAGAAGAAAGCUCUGCCCGCCAUCCCCGACCAGGACUCUCGACCCGAGCCGCAGGCUCUCCAUGAGAACCGCAGUCCAGAUCUGCAGCGUCCCCAUAAAAAACCCCCAUCGCCUCAUCGUUACCGUCUCGACCCUGACUCGGACCCUCGUGACCCACAAGACGUGCCUCUGCUCCCACGGCGGUACAGUGACGACCCGCCGCCACACAGAACCGGUCGGACUCAGCGUCAGCAGAACUCUGAGGAGGAGGACAAACCCCACAGGUGGAACCCUCGAUCAGAACAUCUGCACAGGAAGAMGUACCGCUGCUCCGGACAGACGGGCUCGCUGGAUGAGCUGGAGGAGUUCGCCUCUUCUUACAGGCAGAGAGGAGGAAGAGGAGCAGAACGCAGGGAUGAAGAACAGGUGGACUACGAGGUGGAGCUGCUGGAGUUCAGUCGGUACCCGUCCUACAGAAACGGACCUUCUCAGCACUAUUACAACAGUGAUCCUGAGGACAACAGUGAGGAUGGACACAGACAGACUGGGAGACACAGACAGGACAUAAGUCCUUUACCGUCUCCUAAAAGGAAGGAGGACAGAGAGGGAACUGUCCCACCUCCUCCCACCAGGAGUCCAGCUCCGGGUUCUGCUGGAGAAAAGGACUACGAUCCCUCAUUCCUGGACAGUCUUCUGGAUCGGAAGGCCAAGUUGCGUGGAGCGGGUCAGGGGAAGGGCGGGGCCCGGCCCGAGGACGACUCCGACACGCCCUCCAAAGGCAGCUCGAAAAAAAGCAGCCGGGAGUCCAACCGGCACCACGGCCACUCACCUGCGACCAGAACCGAGGCAGGCUCCGCCCCUUUCUUUGAGUCUGACAGAACCAGAACAGAGCGUCCGUCACCGAGGCCGCUCCCUGCACACAGUCGCUCCUCUCCACCUGGUCUGUCCCCCCAGGACCACCGGGACGAGGCCAGAGACAAGUCCCGCAAAGUGCAGAACCAGGUCCUCAGCAGAGACUCUCUGAUCGUCUGAUCCUGGUCCUGCUGGAGACUGAAGACCUGGAGCGGCCCUGAAACAGCAGGAACCACAGAACCACACAGCGGACUCGGAGGGAGGAUUAUUAAUUUGGACCAGAAGAACAGAGCUGAGCCAGCACAAACCCUCAGACCACCUGACCUCACCGAGUGACGGGGUGUCAGAGUGAGUCAUGUAGACCUCUUCUAAACACUUGAACUAAUGUGAAGAAGUCCGUCUGACCCAGCCUGUUGGACCCGGACGGUCCCUCUCAGCAGGACUUUGUUGUCUCUUCAGAAUAAUGAAGUUCUUCUGUUUCAUCUGCUGAGAUUCUGGAGGGAAAAACACUGAGACACACACACACACACACACACACACACACACACACACACACACACACAC
This is a messenger RNA of Austrofundulus limnaeus, 2087 nucleotides long. RefSeq names its product immunoglobulin-like domain-containing receptor 2. NCBI's taxonomy places the organism in Eukaryota, Metazoa, Chordata, Actinopteri, Cyprinodontiformes, Rivulidae. The record is from RefSeq and is a predicted model, not a curated record. Gene Ontology annotation, biological process: pancreas development. Gene Ontology annotation, cellular component: membrane.